AUGGAAGGACAGAGCAUGACGUAUACGCCAUCCUACGCCAACGACGAACAUCGCCGCAUCGCUGCCGCUGCUCUGCGGCUCUCUCACUUACACACUCCGACCAAUGACAUCCCCUACACCCCCAAACCAGACGACGAGCAACGGCGCCGUGACGACGAUGAUGUCGAGCACGACAGUCCCAUCCGUCUACCGCAGGCUGCGUACAUCCUCUCGCCGGCUGCAGAGUCUGGCUCCAUCGACGCGGACGCGGACGCCGACACAGACCGAGAUGCGGAGGACUGGCGACGGAUGAAGAUGAAGAUGAAGAUGAAGAGCGAGAGCAGUAGCCGGGCGUCGAGGGAGAGCAGCAGUCUGCGUCGGCACGAUGUCUCGUCGUCUUACGGCCGUCACAGCCAUCACAGCCAAAGGCAUAGCCAGUGCCACAGCCACGUCUACAGUCACGACCGGCAUCGUGUCGACGGAGGCAGUAACCCCGGUGCAGACAUCGAGGAGGGAAACGAAGACGACGACCACACUGACGAGACGGGCUGCUCAUCGCAUGAAAACGCUUUCUUCAUACUACUCCGAAUAUCUUUAUACCUACCACUCUUUACCAUCUUCGCGGCCCUCUACGCCUUCUUAUCAGUAAUAUUCCUCAUCCUCGCCACACCAAUACGUCUCUGUCCGCCAUCACAAUUCUUCAAACGCCCCGUCUCCCUCACAGAACAAAUAUGUCGUCUUCUAGUUCCGCUGCUGAAGAUGAAUCGUCGGAUAGUCAGCACAAAGAACAGUUGCUGCUCUCCUACCAAGCGAAAUAGACGGUACAAUAGUGCGCAUUCAAGCAUGCCCACAUCCACCAUGACGUCGCCCAGACGGUCCUAUACAGUAUCUACGCCAGUCUCCCCAUCUCUCCCAACUUACACCUUGCGCGCACAAGCUGCUACGCCCGGCCAGUACUCGAACUAUUCUGCCCCGAUGCUCGUGGCCGUACACCUGCUCUCCCCCCUCUUACUACCUCCAACCUUGCUGGCGGCCUGGAUAUGUGCCUGUUUCUGGAUCUUCGUGAUGAUAAUGGGCAAUCCGGACGGGAAGGAGAAGACGGACGAUGGCCGGGCCGCUGUUCUGGCAGUGAGGAAUUGGUGGUGCCUCUGGCUAGCGAGUGCGAAGAGAAAAAGGAAGAGAAGAGAUAUGGGAGGCGAGGCAGGGUGA
Messenger RNA from Arthroderma uncinatum, 1188 nucleotides. RefSeq lists its product as uncharacterized. The record is from RefSeq and is a predicted model, not a curated record. The transcript is spliced from 2 exons. Lineage: Eukaryota; Fungi; Ascomycota; Eurotiomycetes; Onygenales; Arthrodermataceae. The coding region runs from base 1 to 1188 and encodes 395 amino acids.